This is a messenger RNA of Aspergillus costaricaensis CBS 115574, 2193 nucleotides long. RefSeq names its product alpha-amylase. The transcript has 2 exons. Gene Ontology annotation, molecular function: alpha-amylase activity; calcium ion binding. Gene Ontology annotation, biological process: carbohydrate catabolic process. Bases 409 to 2076 code for a protein of 555 amino acids. The record is from RefSeq and is a predicted model, not a curated record. NCBI's taxonomy places the organism in Eukaryota, Fungi, Ascomycota, Eurotiomycetes, Eurotiales, Aspergillaceae.
CUCGCUUCCCCUCUUCUCUCUCUUCUCCUCCUCCUCCUCCUCCUCCUCUCCUCUCUUCUCCUCUCCUUUCCUUUCCCUUCCUUCCUCCUCGCUCAUUCUUUCGCUCUCGUCACAUCAACCAAUGUAUCCAUCACUGAAGUGACCCCCCUCUUCCUGGGCUUUUCCCUUGCCAUUCAUUCUUCCUUUGGAUCUGACCAUCGCCAUUCUUUCUCUACAUUUGGGUCCCACUUCUUUUGUCACUCUUUGAUCUCUUGCCGAGCCCGUAUCCUUCCUUUUAGCGUAAACGGCUAUCUCCCAGCAUACCACAUUCGUCUUAUCGUGUCUCCAAGUCGGCCCCGCAGUUGCUCGGCAGGUACAUGUGAGCAUCUGUAUCAUUGAUAUAAAUUACAUUUUCCAGUGACUGUAGCCAUGGUCUCAAUGUCAGCCCUGCGACACGGGCUUGGGGUCCUCUAUCUUGCUGGCUGGCUGGGGGCGUCGCUGGCUGCCACCACCGAGCAAUGGAAGUCUCGGUCAGUCUAUCAGACCAUGACGGAUCGCUUCGCACGCACUGAUGGCUCAACCACCUCCCCCUGCAACACCACAGAGGGUCUGUACUGUGGUGGCACCUGGCGCGGCAUGAUCAACCACCUCGACUACAUCCAGGGAAUGGGCUUUGAUGCCGUCAUGAUCUCCCCUAUCAUCGAAAACGUCGAAGGUCGCGUGGAGUAUGGAGAAGCCUAUCACGGCUAUUGGCCCUUGGACCUGUACUCUCUCAACUCGCAUUUUGGUACGCACCAGGAUCUGCUCGAUCUGAGUGACGCCCUGCAUGCUCGCGACAUGUAUCUGAUGAUGGACACGGUCAUCAACAACAUGGCUUACAUCACCAAUGGCUCCGACCCCGCCACCCACAUCGACUACUCAACCCUCACCCCCUUCAACAGCUCGUCUUACUAUCAUCCGUACUGUAAGAUCACCGACUGGAAUAACUUCACCAACGCCCAGCUAUGCCAGACCGGUGACAACAUUGUGGCCCUGCCCGAUCUGUAUACCGAGCAUGCCGAGGUUCAAGAAACGCUGAGCAACUGGGCAAAGGAUGUCAUAUCCACCUAUUCCAUUGACGGUCUCCGCAUCGAUGCAGCAAAGCAUGUGAACCCAGGCUUUCUGAAGAAUUUCGGCGAUGCUUUGGAUAUCUUCAUGACUGGCGAAGUGCUGCAGCAAGAGGUCAGCACGAUCUGCGAUUACCAGAACAACUACAUCGGCAGUCUCCCGAAUUAUCCCGUCUACUACGCCAUGUUGAAGGCCUUCACCCUGGGCAACACCAGCGCCCUGGCCACUCAAGUCCAGGAGAUGAAGAAUUCCUGCCAUGAUGUGACCGCCUUAUCCUCGUUCUCUGAAAACCACGAUGUCGCACGAUUUGCCAGCAUGAACCCGGACAUGGCUCUCGCGAAGAAUAUUCUUACAUUCACUCUUCUCGCCGAUGGUGUACCCAUGAUUUAUCAAGGUCAGGAGCAGCAUUUGGAUGGCCCCGGCAGUCCCAAGAACCGAGAAGCGAUCUGGCUCACUGAGUACAAUACCGACGCCGAGCUCUACAAAUUGAUCGGCAAGUUGAAUGCCAUCCGGAAGCACGCCUACCGACUCGAUAAUCACUAUCCGGAUGUUCAGACGUACCCCAUCUUCGAGGGUGGCAGUGAACUGGGAUUCCGCAAGGGAGUCGAAGGCCGGCAAGUGGUCAUGCUUCUGUCCACGCAGGGCACCAACAGCAGCGCCUACAACCUCUCGAUGCCGGUGAGUUUCACGGGCGGCACGGUUGUGACCGAGAUUCUGAACUGCAUCAACUACACGGUCAAUGCCCAGAGUGAACUCGUGGUUCCGAUGGAUAAAGGAGAGCCGCGCGUGUUCUUCCCAGCGGAUCUGAUGCCCGGCAGUGGGCUGUGCGGACUUCCUGUCGCAAAUGUCACCUAUGCUGCCUUGAAGACGCAGGGUGCAGCGGCGGCCGAGGCUGCCUUGUCGCUGGGCAUCAAGACUGAUGCAACUUCUAGUGCUUUGCUUUCCCUGGUGCUGUCUGUGGUAGCGGGUCUGCUUGUGGGGAUGUGGUAAUAUGCUGAUAGCUACAGAUGGGAUGAGAUAUAUUAUCUGUUUCUGUGUUCUUUGUAUGUAUUUGCAGUAACGAUACCCUUACCUAGUAUUUUGUAUAUAUUCAACUUCACAAUAUUC